CUUUUCUGCAUAAUUGCCUUGAGCAAAAAAUAUUGGAGAGCUGUUUAAUCUAGCUCGAAUUUAUGCACGUUUUGCUUUUCGUAGCCAGCCUAGAACUAUGAGUGCAACUGCGUCACCUACGAAACAGCACAGAUCGAGAUUUGGAUCAACCAACUCUCUGGUCCCGUUUGAUCGGCCGAGUAGCGCUGGAGACGUUGGUAAACUGAAAAAAGGGAAGAAAGAGAGCCCUAAAAUUCUGGGCAAACUCGGCGGCUUCAUCAAGAACAGGAAAACCAAGAACAAGGAGGAGGGAAUUGUCCAUGCGAGGCCUCGAUGUUUUAUAAGUCCGCCAUCAGAUCGACAUUCAGAGAGCCCUGAGCCAAGUGCUGUUGCAAGAUCAACUUCUUUAGGAAAUAAGCACAAUCCUUUCAAAGUCUCUAGCCUUAAGAAGAAGGAGGAGAUAAAGGCUGGAGGACCAAUGUGGAGCCAUAAGGGUCGUCUGGAAUGGGAGUCUGACUCUGGUAGACAGCUGACACUCACGGACGUUGAGAUCAACGAACUCUCCAAAAUCGAGACGGACAGUUUGCAAAGACAAGCUGUGAAUGCCCUCCAGGCAAUGGACAUUCCAGUGUCUCACGGGCUGCUGAAAGGGGCUCGAGGGAAGGUGCAAGCUAGAUCGUUCAACACCUUUAACAGAAAAAAAGUAAUUGGCAAUGAAAAACAAGACCGGCAGGCUAUGGGAGGGGAGAGUGGAGUAUUUGGUCAACCUCUCACCUCUGUACUCUCCAAGGAUCCCCUCCGCCCCACGUCUGGUACAAGCACUCCCGUCACUCCUAACGGCACGCUCUCUCGCAGUCUACACCACCCCCCUUCCCUCUCUCCCACCUCUAUGACAUCUUUGACAUCUCCGGACACCUCCUUGUUUGACGAUGGUAAUGCCACGGCCAUGCUCCUCGAAGCUCUCUCUAUCAACAGCACUCCCUCUCCGCGUGCUAGACGUCGUCAGUCACUGUGUCCAGCUGACAGACAGGUGCCCUCCAUCGUGACAAAAGCCAUUGAAUAUUUGGACACCAAGGGAGUCAAAAUGGAGGGUCUGUUUAGAAUAUCUGGAGCUAAAUCGAGAAUUAAAGAGAUUCGACAAAUGUUUGAUUCUGGCCAAGAUGUUGAGCUUACUGAUGACAUGAACCCUCAUGAUGUGGCCUGUCUACUAAAGGAGUUUUUCAGAAGCCUUCCAGAGCCUCUAAUGACCAGAGACCUCUAUCACCCAUUCUUGGCCACAAGGAAGCUGUCCAACCCUGCCCAGAGGCGUGAUGCCCUGAGGCACCUCUGUGUCCUACUACCGCACGCUAACAGGGACACUCUUCAAGAGCUCCUCCGAUUCCUCUCCAGAGUGGCCCUUCAUUCCAACGGCAUCAUCCUCAUCGAUGGCACAGAGGAAACUGGGAACCUUAUGACAGAGAGUAAUCUAGCCAUGAUUAUUGGGCCCAACAUCUUGCAUAAAGAGGUCAAGCGCAAGGGGGAUAAUCUGCUCCAGAAACACGAACAAGAGGAGUUGCAGAGUGUGUGCCAAGUCAUGGAGGAUCUUAUAAGAAUGCAGAACACUAUAUUCACUAUUCCGGCCCAACUCUACGAUAUUGCGCUACGACAGCUGGCCAUCAGCGAUCCUGAUGCUCUGGACCAGAUUAUGAAGCGACGGUGCUUUCAACAAGGACUCAUUCUCAAUGAAUCCCCUGAUGGCACUCUACCACAUCAUUCCCUCCGAAAGAUAUCCAUUAACAGCAAUACAAGUUCCGUUAUCACUGUCGACGACUCUGACUUCACGUGGCGACGAAGCCGAAGCCUCUCAGACACUCAGAAAUGCCUCGAUGAUGCUAUCAAGAAUCUGGAGCAAGAAAUUGCCGAUGACUUGAACCAUUAUCAGACCACUCUCGAUGGAGACAGCACUGAUUCAGCUGUUGGAGAAAUGAGCUCACCCGUACAGUCAACUUCCGAGCCCUCCACGCUCAAUCGAAAGAGAGAUAUGUUUAUGAGUCGCGACUCGGCUUUUUCCAAUAACUCCUCUCCCACUAACUCGAGCGAGGGCAUGAACAACUCAGACAUUCUCUCUAUGGAGUCCGACUCACCUUUUCCCAUGUACAGCCACACUCGUAUGUCUAGUGGUAUCAGUGGGAUCAGUGGUAGAGACAGUCCCGAGCCAGCCUCUAGUCCCCAGCUGGGCAAGAAAGGCACAUUAUGUGGAAUGGAUGCCACAUCAAUGCCCUCGUUGAAUGGGAAAAUGUGUCAUAGUACUCUUUCGAACACCAAGUCCAACGAUGAGAAUGGAAGGAAGGUCAACACUAUGCCUUCUCCGCACAUAGCCAAGAGAAAUCAUGUACGGAGGAUAAAAGACGUUCCACGUGUACGUUACUCACCCCACCAUUCACCAAUCUCGAGCAGCAAUAAGGAAUUCAAAUUUCACUCGGAAACACAGCUUCACAUUCUCUCCUGUGACCACACCCCCACCGAUUCAUCCACUGAAAUAUCAACGUCUCCAUCGCGAUUCUCUCUCGAUUGCGAUAACUACCACAACCAUACGGAAGGGACUGUUAUCUGAGACACUCUAUAGUGUGUGUGUGUGUGUGUGUACUCUUGUUAUUUGACAUUAUUUGCUAUUGUACGGAUUGUUUUGUGUGUAUAUAUUUUAUAGUUUUUUGUGUGUCUUUUAUUUAUGUUUGAUUUUACAGUACCACCCAUUUAAUUAUAUUCAUGCAUUGAA
Molecule: messenger RNA, 2734 nt
Organism: Halichondria panicea
Lineage: Eukaryota; Metazoa; Porifera; Demospongiae; Suberitida; Halichondriidae
Product: SLIT-ROBO Rho GTPase-activating protein 2-like
Exons: 10
Coding region: 98-2572 (824 amino acids)
Biological process (GO): signal transduction
Source: RefSeq, a predicted model, not a curated record